AUGGACUAUUACACGCCCCAGCCAAAUCGUCGGCACAACCCCGUGGACAGCAUCUGCCGCAAACUGCAGACCAUCCAGUGGCGCGGUGACCGAGAGCCCAAUUCACCUUUCCAGAUUCCCAAGCUUUCCUCGAGCAGUUACGACAGCCCCCAGUGUGGCCUCAGGCACAACCUAGAAGCCAUCCUGAAGAAAGGGGCCCUCCACAGAGACGAAGGGGAAAGGGGAAAGGAGAGGUUGAAGGAGAAGAAGGGGAGAGGGAUGGGGAUGCCGAGCUCUUCAGCCUACCAAAGGAGCAGCAUGGGUCCCCCCGUCCCUCUGGCCACCCCUUCCACCCCUGCUACGCCAACUAACAUUACAUACACCAUCACUAGCACUCUGGGGGAGAGGAGAGGUGCAGAUGGGAGUGAUUUAAGACAGGUUAAGACAUGGCAGAGGUAUUGUUCAACACCCACAGGCCAGUCCAAAGACUCUCCUUACUUUACAUUUACUCAAGGACCUCAGUCGGUGCAGCCUGAGAAUGUGAGGCCAAGCAGGAGCCCACCCCUAUCACGUACCUUCACCCCGAGUCACAGCACCGUCUCCUACAACCUCAACUUCUGCUCAGCGGACACAACAAACUCGAUGGAGUGUGAGCUGCCGUAUCCAGCUCUGGUUGUGAAGAGACUGUCCAUGGGAGAUGGAGGAAGCUCAGUGGCCUCUGAGAAAAGGAAGGAUAAUAUGGCAGAAAUCAGCCUCAUUUGCGAGGAGAAUCUGCUUGAUACCAUCUUCCAUGCCUGUGAUACUCAGCGUCGAGGUAAAGUGUACGUGUCUCACAUUGUGGACUACCUGCGGCACACCACGAGUCGCAGCUCGGAAGACAGCGGACUGGAAGAGCUUUGCAACAUGCUGGAUCCAGAGCACAAAGAUGUCUCUAUUGACCUGGACACCUACCACGCCGUCAUGAAGGAAUGGAUUGAUGACUGCCGCAACAAUGGGGAAGAGCCAACAGAUGACAUGACUCAAGACUCAGUCAAACUCAGAGACAGCCUGUCUGCCAAGAGGUCCAUGAUGCUCAAUAUGACCUCAGGAAGCCUGGAGGCUUUUGGAGGGGAGGCAUCCAGAGCAGAAUUUGAAACAUCAGAGCUGGUGUAUUGUGUUGCUGACCUUCAAAUGAGUAACCAAAAGCUCCAGGAGGAGGUGAGGAAGAUGAAGCAGGUGGUGGAGGGCAUGGAGGACAGCAACCAGAAACUGGCAGAGGAGAAUGAGGAUCUACGCAACCAGGCCAGGGUUAACCAUCAGCUAGCCCAGAAGGAGAAGAUGCUGAAGGACGAGGUGGAGGAGAUGAAGGCUACUCUGAGCUGUACAGAGGAAGGCAGAGCUCGCGCCUCCGCACACAGCAAACACGUGGAGAGAGAGAACCAGAGUCUCAUUGCCAAGAUUGCUUCUCUUCAGGAAGAGAACUUCAAGGUCACCAUGGAGACAGACGAGCUUCAGAGGAGAAUAGCAGAGCUGUGUGACAUUAACGCUGACCUUCAGGUGCAAAUUCACUCUUUUGAUACUGUCGUUAGUGAAAAGGAAGCUGUGAUACUUGAGAAGGGCAGACAGAUAGAUGAGCUGAAGGCAGCGGUGGAGGAAUACUGCUCCAUCACAGAGCUAUUGAGAGCGGACAAGAGCAAGCUGGAGAACCAGAUGCAGAUGAUACAUCCAGACCUGGCUGGGGCUGGUCUGUCCCUUACAGUGGCCUACAGGUUGAACCAGAGCAGCUCAGGAUCCCUACAGACAGAACUGGCUCUGGCACAGUCACCACUGGAGGCUCCCCAUGGAGUUGACCAUUUGUCCACCACUAUGAGCUUUGCCUCUCCACUGGAUGAGACGCUGGACAGGGAAGUGUUGCUGAUGCUGCAGGGACCCAGUCCUGAACACAUGGCUCUGGAGUUCAAGCGCCUGUUAAACAAACUGAAAAGGGAUUUCAGGGACGAAACAGACUCUGUCUUAUCUACAGUUAGAGGCUUGUUGGAUGACCUCACACAGCCAGAGAGCAACACAGACACCGGUCUUCAGACGGUGCAGGCCGAGCUGGACGCGAGGAGGGCAGACUGGGCCCUCAGCCUGGACCAGCUGGCCCAGUACACAGACUCCCUGGAGAAGGAGCUGAUCAAAAUGGCCAGUAACAUGAGGAGGUCCCGCACUGAGAUCCUCCACCUUUCAGUGAGGGUGCAGGAGCAGGAGAACCAGAAGCGACAGCUGUGUGAGGAGCUGGAGCAGCUAAAGACGCCCCAGGACAGCAGAGAGGCCUCAUGCCAGACACCUGCACCAGAGGAAGAGGUUAGACAGGAAGGAAAUGGAGACUUGGACUGGGAUGAGGAAUUUGCCCUCCAAGACUUCCUGAAGAACGAGCUGGCGGAGAGGAAUUGCCGGGUGCAGGACGGGCAAACGGACAGCAGGCUUGAGGGUACGGUGGAUAAAUUAACAGCCAGAGGAGAAGAGGACGACGGGGAGGACAGGUGGAUGGUGGUGGAUACAGCAGGAGAGGGAGAGGUCAGGGACACGUCGACUCCUCUGUCUGCCUUCUCUGGGGAGGCCCAGGCUGGGCAAGCCGCAGUAAGAGAGGGUCAAGAUGCUGCAGUCUGCGCUGAGUCUGAGCCAGAGGUGAACUGUCAACCUUUGCAGGAAGAGGGAACAGUGCUAUUGAGCGCCCACUCACAAGCUGUCAGCAUUAGACACCCAGAGGCGGAUGCUCUCCCUGAUCCGUCCCACUCAGAGAACAAAGUCUCUGCAGAGUGUCACUCCGAUGGUGCAGCCCAAACGGUCACACCUGGUAAUCCCCCUCCCACAGCACCUGAGAUGGUUUCUCCUGACAGCACAUCACCUGGAACAGAUGAGACCAUUACCAAGAGUCUGAGCACUCAGCCGACCAGUGUGGACCACAGAGGAGCAGAAGAGAAAGAAGGCGAGGCAGACUCAAGCACAGGAGACAUGAGCCGUAUUAAGAGCCUGAGUCAGGACCAGUUGGCAGACAGAUCAGCAGCGGAGGACAGCACGAGCCUGCUACCUGUGUUGGUGGAGGAGGAGGAGAGUGUGCAGGACAGCACAGCUGAGGCUUCAACAGUAGCGACCAGCAUGGCAGGGACAGACCGGCUCAACAGCAGCGGAGCAACCACCUUAUCUAACAGCAGCUCUCCUCAGUCGAGAUCGUCCUUCACACAUGCCAGCCAAUCAGGGAGCGGCAUGGGCAGCGUGACCUCUGACCCCAGCCAAUCGGAGGAUAACACAGCCAAAAAGGACUCCAGCAAAAAUAAGAGGGAACUGGAGCUUUCACACGGCAUGGAGGCCAUCGAGGAGAACAAGGUUCAGGAGGACCAGAGUGAGACCAGCAUGACCAAUGGGAGGGAAUCUGACACGUCAAUGAUCUCUGACACCAAUGACAGCUUUAAAGAGGACAGAAACAGCCUGUCACCUACUGACAAGGAGAUUGAGGCAGAGUUUCAGCGUCUGGCACUGGGCUUCAAGUGCGACAUGUUCACCCUGGAAAAGAGACUCCGACUGGAAGAGAGAUCACGUGACCUGGCUGAAGAGAACGUCCGCAGGGAGGUGUCCAGCUGCCAGGGUUUACUGCAGGCUUUGACUCCUCUAUGUGAGGAUGACAACCAGUCCAUGGAGAUCAUCCAGAGGCUCCAGAAGAACUUAGAUAUCCUCACCCAGUCCAUGACCAGGGUGUCCAGUCGCUCUGAGAUGCUUGGAGCUAUUCACCAGGAGAGCCGUAUUGGUAAGGCUGUGGAGGUGAUGAUCCAGCACGUGGAGAACCUGAGGAGGAUGUACACCAAGGAGCACGCUGAGCUGCUGGAACUGAGAGAGACACUCAUGCAGAAUGAGAGGUCGUUUGGAUCACACAGUGAAAGAGAUGACUUCCGUGGCAAGAAGCAGUCAUCGUCACAGUACUACAAGUCAUCAGCCCGGCGGGUCAGCAUAGCAGCUAUCCCUCGCUCUGGUGCAGGCAACAUGCACUUUGAUAUGCCCAAAACACAAGACGGCUCAGAGGCUGAAACGGAGAGACUGACCAGGCGAUCCCCAUGGACUGUGGCAGGGAAGAGCACGGCACGCCCUCCACUAAAACGCUUUGUUAGCUCUGCGGCCUGGGUUGACACUGAAGAGCCCUCUCUCAUGAUGAAGGGGACGGCCUGCGACAACACCGACUGCCAGUCGGGGGACGAGCAGAAGGAGGAGCCGGUGGCAGAGAGGAGGAGGUCCAGCCUCAGUGAGCUGGGCAACAAACUCACCUCCCUCAUUCUGCCCCUUAAGACUCCUAGCCCUUCCUCCAGCCCUACGUCUACAGACCCAGGAAUGGCCCAGUCUCUGUCCCAUAGUCUGACGUCCUCCCGAGCAGCCGCAGCAGCAGCUGUAGCCAGAGGUGGCAGGGGGCUCUGGCUUUGGUUGGCCAUGGUGGUGGUGCUGGCAGGUCUCCUGGCACUGCUGGCCAGCCUGGUGAUGCAGCCAGCAGUGGAUGCUGCCCCUGUGGGGACAGGGGACUCUUGGAUGACCAUCCAGCAGCUGCUGUGGCCCUACGCAGGGCUCCGGCACAACGGGCAGCCCCCUGUCUAGCUCCUGUGACCUGGGAUGGAUGGUGUUAUUGUCCAUCAGCCUUCUGCAGAAAUUGUCUGUGCACUGGGGUGGUGAUGAGGAAAGGACGGCGCACCACUCCUGGGUGGAGGCCAUUUGGAUGUUUAUUGGUGCCUGAAGAUUCCUAAAAAAAGACUUUGACAGCACUGGCCAGUCCUCAGGGGAUAGUUAACCCUAUAGAGGAUUUUAUACAUCACAUCACGUUUGCUAAAUUAGUUAGUCUGUGUGUGUGAAUGCGUGUGUCUGUGUUUUAAGAGAAGAAGCAGUUACAGGGGGUGGCAACCAAUGUUCUUCACAGUGGGCUGCUCAAAAUCUUUUAACACAUUAUGAUGCAGUUUUACUAUCAGUGCUGCUGGCAACUGUCCACCUGGACCCAACACAAUAUGUCAAAUCACUUUUUUUCAGUCAUCAGAGCUGACACAAAGCUGACCAAUCAUGUCACAGCUUAAUCAGAAUGAUAGAACUGUUCUACCAAGUCGUACAAUGGGCCACAGUGCAGUUUUCCAUUGACAAACAUCAUGGAUAAUGGCUGAUUGCCACGUGGCUUUUUAAACACAUUUCAUGCACUUGAGGACACACGGGACUGCCAGCCUUUUUAAAUGGAAUUUUCCAUUCCUUUCAUUCCUUUCUUUUUAGUCUCUAAACACUGGUAAUAAAACUUUGAUUCAAAGUGUUUUGUUUUUUUUAAGUGUUUUUGAAAUCUAUAUUUAUGAGUUUGUUAGUUUUGUGUGGGGAGAUGUGAAUAUGUUUAUUUUUUGUUAAGUUAUAAUUCUACAUUGUUACAGUCUUAACACCAAAGGGUUUUUUUUUUUUAAAUGUUCCUCUAAGUUCUUGCUGUGAUGGUCACCGUUUUCAACUUCAUACACUUUUGUAUGUUCCAAAGAAGAUGCGUGAAACUUUGCACAAAUAAA
Messenger RNA from Seriola dumerili (greater amberjack), 5507 nucleotides. It is a transcript of the gene lrmp, whose product is annotated as lymphoid restricted membrane protein. The record is from RefSeq and is a predicted model, not a curated record. The transcript has 38 exons. Bases 1 to 4578 code for a protein of 1525 amino acids. Gene Ontology annotation, cellular component: endoplasmic reticulum membrane. Lineage: Eukaryota; Metazoa; Chordata; Actinopteri; Carangiformes; Carangidae.